This is a messenger RNA of Papaver somniferum (opium poppy), 1941 nucleotides long. Its product is annotated as probable mitochondrial-processing peptidase subunit beta, mitochondrial. Gene Ontology annotation, biological process: proteolysis. The record is from RefSeq and is a predicted model, not a curated record. NCBI's taxonomy places the organism in Eukaryota, Viridiplantae, Streptophyta, Magnoliopsida, Ranunculales, Papaveraceae. The coding region runs from base 70 to 1665 and encodes 531 amino acids. Gene Ontology annotation, cellular component: mitochondrion. The transcript has 9 exons. Gene Ontology annotation, molecular function: metalloendopeptidase activity; metal ion binding.
GUUCUUAUAAUUAACGAGAAAAACACAUCUGAAAGAAAAAAGAAGAAGAAAAAAAGGGGAACCCUAGCCAUGGCGACAAACCUAAUCAGAAGAUCCAGAAAACUAUUCACAUCAAGUCGUGGUAUCCUUUCUCUUCAAACUACUAACAGAUGUUUAUCAACAUCACCUGCAAUCUUAUCGGAUUCACCCUCAGAAUUAACAGGUCCCCCACCACCUAAUGUUAUGAUCUAUGAUCGUCUGGCUGAAGAAGCUAAAUCCAAAAUCAAAAAACUUGAAAAUCCAGAUUCUAGGUUUCUUCAAUAUAACUCUCCUCAUCCAGUUAUAUCUGAUCAUUCAAAAAUCUUAUCUGCACCUGAAACUAGGGUUACGACUUUAGAAAAUGGUCUGAGGAUUGCUACUGAAUCAAAUCUAGCUGCGCGUACAGCUACUGUUGGUGUUUGGAUCGAUGCUGGUAGUAGAUAUGAAGAUGAUGAAACUAAUGGUACUGCUCAUUUCCUUGAACAUAUGAUGUUUAAAGGAACUGAGAAGAGAUCUGUUAGGGCUUUGGAAGAAGAGAUUGAGAAUAUGGGAGGUCAUCUCAAUGCUUAUACAUCUAGGGAACAGACUACUUAUUAUGCUAAGGUUAUGGAUAAAAAUGUUCCUGAUGCAUUAAAUAUUCUUGCCGAUAUUUUGCAAAAUUCUUCCUUUAGCGAGGAUCGUAUUACUAGGGAACGUGAUGUUAUUCUGCGGGAAAUGGAAGAGGUUGAAAGCCAGAAUGAAGAAGUAAUAUUUGACCAUUUACAUGCAACAGCGUUCCAGUACUCUCCACUAGGUAGAACCAUUCUGGGACCAGCUGCGAAUAUUAAGGCUAUUACCAAAAAGCAUCUUGAGACUUACAUUAAGAGUCACUACACUUCCCCAAGAAUGGUUAUAGCAGCUGCUGGGAAUGUGAAGCAUGAUGAUAUUGUUAAUCAAGUAAAGAAGCAUUUUACAAAAUUGUCAACUGAUCCUACAACAACUGCUGAUCUGGCUGAAUUUGAACCAGCAAUUUUUACUGGUUCUGAGGUUAGGAUAAUUGAUGACGAUGUUCCUCUUGCACAAUUUGCGGUAGCGUUCAGUGGAGCAUCUUGGACAGACCCAGAUUCUGUUGCAUUGAUGGUUAUGCAGUCCAUGUUGGGUUCCUGGAAUAAGAGUGCGGGAGGUGGAAAGCACAUGGGUUCACCGCUUGCACAGAGGGUUGGCAUCAAUGACGUAGCUGAGAACAUGAUGGCCUUCAAUACCAACUAUAAGGACACUGGGCUGUUUGGUGUUUAUGUGACUUGCAAGCCCGACUGCUUGGACGAUCUGGCCUAUGCCAUUAUGUACGAAGUAAGCCAGUUAUCCUAUAGAGUCUCAGAGGCGGAUGUCACUCGUGCGCGCAAUCAGUUGAAAUCUUCUCUUCUACUUCACAUUGAUGGAACAAGUCCAGUUGCUGAAGAUAUUGGGCGUCAGCUGCUUACAUAUGGUAGAAGAAUACCGUUUGCUGAACUGGUAGCGAGGAUUGAUGCUGUUGAUGCAAGUACCGUAAAACGUGUUGCUAAUCGUUUUAUCUUUGAUAAGGAUAUUGCGAUCGCUGCAAUGGGACCCAUUCAGAAGCUGCCAGACUACAAUUGGUUCAGACGCAGAACCUACUUGAACCGUUACUAGGUAGAGGGGAUGUGUUUAAUUUUAUUAAGUUACUCAUGUUCUGUCAUUUUUUUCUCCAUGGUCAUUUGGAUGGCAACGAUCCUAUAGACAGAGGAUUACAGCUGCACACAUCUUUCUUUUCAGGAACCCUUGGGGCCUUUAUAAUUUUACCUUGUUUUAUGUGUCUAUUUUGGUUCUGUAAAAUCCCUCAAGUUCUGGGGUCAAAGUAAUAAUUUCAUCUUAAAUGACAAAGUUGCACUUUUGCAUAAUGAAAUUUCUUAUAAACAUCUCCACAAA